Messenger RNA from Corvus hawaiiensis (hawaiian crow), 1096 nucleotides. RefSeq names its product protein phosphatase 1 regulatory inhibitor subunit 1B (gene PPP1R1B). Gene Ontology annotation, biological process: intracellular signal transduction. NCBI's taxonomy places the organism in Eukaryota, Metazoa, Chordata, Aves, Passeriformes, Corvidae. The transcript has 8 exons. Gene Ontology annotation, cellular component: cytoplasm. The record is from RefSeq and is a predicted model, not a curated record. The coding region runs from base 101 to 754 and encodes 217 amino acids. Gene Ontology annotation, molecular function: protein phosphatase inhibitor activity.
ACUCUCAUUCCUCGCCGUACCGAGCCCCGGGUGCCAGCGAACUCCGCUCGGUAGCGGUGGCAGAGACCCCCCCUGGCUCCGGUGACUCCCGGCCAAGGCCAUGGACCCCAAGGAGCGCAAGAAGAUCCAGUUCUCCGUGCCGGCCCCCCCCAGCAACCUGGACCCCCGCGCCGUCGAGAUGAUCCGCCGGCGGAGGCCCACGCCGGCCAUGCUCUUCCAGCUCUCCGAACACUCCUCCCCAGAGGACGAGAACCUGCCCUACCAGCGCUCGUCGGGCGAGGGCUGCCUGCUCAAACCAAAGAGGACCAACCCGUGUGCCUACACCCCGCCCUCGCUCAAAGCGGUGCAGCGCAUCGUGCAGUCCCACCUGGAGAGUGGCAUGGGCGGGGGUGACAGCUCCGACGGGGAGCCCGAUGACGGCUGCGACCCCGACAGUGCCCUCGAGUCUGCUCCGGGGAGCCAGGGCAGAGCCGAGCGCAGCUACUUCCCCGCCGGGCUCAAGGCGCACAAGCGGAAAGGCGGGCAGAAGGUGUCCUUUGCCGGCGGCAUCGACGAGCGCGAGGAGGACCUGAAGUCGCUGACGGUGUCGGAGAUCCCCGAGGACCCCGAGGGAGCGGAGGAUGACGAGGAGGAGCCGGGGCAGGAGCAGGACGGUGGCACCGGGGAGCGGCGACACGUUGGCUUCGCCGAGGUGCCCUCACGCCCCAUCGGCACCGAGCGCCACUCGCCCACCUACCCGCUGGGCACCAGUUAGCUGGCACCGGGCACCGGGCACCGGCCCCCCGGCCCCCCCGGCCCCCGCAGCUUCGCCUGUGCCCCCCGGCUGCCCCCGCCCGCUGCCUGCGCUUCGUCUGCCGUGCGCCACGUGCCGUGCGCCAUGUGCCGUGUGCCGCGCCAUGCUGGGCCGCGCCGGGACACGUCGGGACCCCCGGCCACGGCCGCCCCCUCCCCACGGGCCUUGUGCCCCCCCGGCUGCCGGCGCAGGAGCCGGGGAUGGGACCCCCGGGCGCUGGUGGGGUCUGGGCCCCCCCCUGGCUGCUGCCCCCCGGCCCCCACCGAGCAGAGACCCCCGCCCGCAAUAAACGGCUGUACAGAG